AUGAAUCUUGUCAAUAUUUUCGCCGUACUCAUGGUCCUACUUGUAGCACAAAUCCAAUGUCAACUCUUCGCAUCAAUUGAUAAAAUCGCAGUGCCUAAAGUGUCAAUUUCACAAACAAUCAAGAAAGACAUCACAUAAUUCUUGUAGGCCAAGAAAAUUCUUAGAGAGGGUGGAUGGCUAUGA
Molecule: messenger RNA, 183 nt
Organism: Stylonychia lemnae
Lineage: Eukaryota; Ciliophora; Spirotrichea; Sporadotrichida; Oxytrichidae
Source: the annotation of a GenBank genome assembly